Molecule: messenger RNA, 507 nt
Organism: Dentiscutata erythropus
Lineage: Eukaryota; Fungi; Glomeromycota; Glomeromycetes; Diversisporales; Gigasporaceae
Source: the annotation of a GenBank genome assembly
AUGCCGCUCUCAUUACCAUUAAAUUUCCCUGAAUGGUUGGAAAAGAAUAAAGAUAAAUUACAACCGCCGGUAAAUAAUUUUCUCAUACAAAAGGGAGACUUUAUUAUAAUGGCAGUUGGGGGACCUAAUGCUCGAACCGAUUACCAUGUUAAUCAAACAGAGGAAUGGUUUUACCAAUAUAAAGGAGAUAUGGUUCUUAAGGUUGUUGACGAUGGUGAAUUCAAAGAUAUUCCUAUAAAGGAAGGUGAAAUGUUUCUGCUACCUGGUAAUACUCCACAUAAUCCAGUUCGAUUUGCUAACACAAUUGGAAUUGUAAUCGAAAGAAAUCGUAGACCUGAAGAAAUAGAUCGUCUUCGAUGGUAUUGUGACAAUUGUAAAAAAAUAGUGUAUGAAGAGUCAUUUCACUGUUAUGAUUUAGGAACUCAAUUGAAACCCAUUAUCCAAAAAUACGCGGCAAAUGAAGAGUUAAGAAAAUGUUCAUGUGGACAUGUAAAUAUUGCAAAGUAA